AUGGCGGGUUCCAAGCAUGUCUCGCCGUGCACCUGCAUUCUGAUCUUCUUGGUCGUGUCGAGCCACCUGGCGCCGUGCCCGUGCGAGGCGAGGAGGCUGAUGGCGGCGUCGGCGAAGAUCAACGGUGAGGCAUGCAUGUCGGCCGGGUGCCGCGCCGUGCAAGGUACUGCUGGUGGUACCGCGGCGGCUGCGACGUGGAAGAUGGCAACCACCGACAGCCGUGGAACCGCGCCUGGGCACAGCCCCGGGAUCGGCAACAAGCUGCACGUUGCAGGGACGAUCGCCGUUAAGAGAAACUAA
Molecule: messenger RNA, 300 nt
Organism: Triticum turgidum subsp. durum (durum wheat)
Lineage: Eukaryota; Viridiplantae; Streptophyta; Magnoliopsida; Poales; Poaceae
Source: the annotation of a GenBank genome assembly